CAUCAAUAAUAUUUUGUUUCUGCAUUGCAUCGAAUUUCGGCGUGCGUAGCAACCGGCCAAGUCUCGAAAAAGACUCCUAAAAGUGUACUAACGUUACUUUUUAUUCACUUGCAAUAAUAAAUUAGUAUGUCUAUGGAGGUAGACAUUACUGUAGAAGAUGAAGGUAACAAUGAGGAGACAGAAAUGGACAAGGAAAACAACGAGAAAAACUUGCUUCGUACCGGGAGCAGAGCACCGAGUCGAGCGAAGAGCCGCGGCAGCAUCGGGGACCAGAGAAAGACGAUAAGUCGGACAGGAAGCCGAUCAGCAUCUCGACCCGAUAGUCAUCUUUCUGUCAAUGAUGAGGAGGAUGAAAGCAGGGCAGCAUCUCAACGUUCCCUCUCUAGUGAGACCACUUGUGGUUUUGAUACAGACCUAGAAAUUGAAGCUACAAUAAUGGAUAUGAGAAGGAAGGCUCGUGAGGAUUACGAUCCCUCUGGGCGCACCACGUACAAGGAGGCGUGUCGUAUCAAUGGAGUGAUUCCCGUCUCAUACUUCCUUCGUCACAUUGGAGAUACAGAGCUUGUUAUGAAGCACCAUGGGUUAGGUCCAGGGGGCGCAAAGGCCAUUGCUAUUGCCCUGGUCACCAACACAACAAUUGUAAAGCUGAAUAUAAGUGAUAAUUGGUUGGAUCCAGAAGGUGGAAUUGCAAUAUCAGAUAUGCUGAAAGAAAACUGCUAUAUUGCUGAAUUAGAUCUAUCAGAAAACCGACUAGGAAGUGUUGGUGCUUCUGCUGUCUCAGAAAUGCUUCUACAGAAUAGUACAUUAACCCAUGUUACGCUAUCAGGAAAUGGCUUUGAGGAUAAGACAGCCGAUGCCUUUGCCGAUGUCAUACUUAAUAACAAGAAGUUAGAAUAUUUGAAUCUAAGCCAUAAUGAUUUUGGUGAGAUGGCAGGAGCCAUUCUUGGACCAGCAAUAGAAGAAAAUAUCACCCUUAGACAUCUAGAUCUUAGCUGGAAUCAUAUCAGAAGGAGAGGGGCAUUAGCUAUCACCAAGGGUAUUAUGAAUAACAUAGGACUGAGGAAAAUCAACUUAUCUUGGAAUGGUUUCAGUAUAGAUGGUGCCCAAGCAUUAGGAGAAGCCCUUAAAUCUAAUACCAAUUUGGAAGAAUUAGAUAUCACGAAUAAUCGUAUUUCAGCAGAGGGUGCUGUUCUUCUUGGUAAAGGCCUGACAGUCAAUGAAAGUCUGAAGGUGCUAAGAAUGGGCAAGAACCCGAUGCAGUCUGCUGGUUGUUAUGGUAUCGUUAAGGCAAUCAAAGAAAAUGCAAACUCACCGAUGGAAGAACUAGAUUUCUCAAGUAUCCAAGUCAAUAAGGACUUUGAGGCGCUCCAGAACGAGAUGAAGGAGCUCAAACCGAACCUAAAGAUUAAGCACGGCGGUAUGCAGGUCGAGGUCAAGCCAAAACGGAGGGUCAACCCAAUGGUCAAGCUUCAACGUUUCAUCCAGAAGAAUAACCUCCGACUUGUGGACUUCUUCAAUAAGUUUGACAAGGAUGGAAGCAUGAGUGUAACCUAUGACGAGUUUGAAGAAGGAUUGAAGGAGAGUGGCAUAGAUCUCACUGAUGAAGACAUUGCCUAUCUGAUUGCAGAAUUAGACAAAGACGGAGACGGUGAAAUUAACUACAGCGAGCUUUAUCUUGGUUAUGCCAAGAUGUAGGUUGCUGAGUGAGCUUUACUUCGGAACCAAAGAGAAGGAGGAUAAAGGAAAGAAGAUGGCCGAGGCAAUUAUGCACUUCAAAGAGGAGGGUGGAGUCUAAUAAGGUCACACAUUGGGGUCACAUCUUAUAACAAUGCCAAGGUCAUGCAAGAGGUCUUAAAAGGAUAAACAAAUAUUAAAUUCUCUAAGGCCACAAUGAGUAUUAAGGUUUUUCACAUUUUUUUUGUUUAAUGGUUGUUCAGUUCAAUCUAGUGUUUUACCCUUUAAGAAGCAUAAUAUCCAUACAUUAUCUACAUGUAUCUGUGUUGUGUGAAAACGCAGCAUUGUUUUUUUUUCUCCUUCACAUAGUUUCAUAAAACAAGAAAUCAAGAUACAUUCCUACAUUUUUGGUUGAUGUGAACAUGAUUUUUGCAAUUGACCUAAUUACUGAGUUAUUCAUAUUUAUCCAUAUUUUUCUUCGUGGAAGCUAGUGAUGAGGUUCUUUUCACCCUCUAGUACUGAAUGAAUUACAAUACUUGAAUCCUGUUCAAUGAUCAUUUGUUGCUAUGUCUGGCCAGCCUCUGGCAACCUUUCAGGUAUCACAAGCACUCUUUGAAAAAUGUGCAUGUAUAACUUGAAUGUACAAUAAUGUAGGUUCUACAUUAGGUGACCUUUCAUAAAUCAAAUAAUCGUCUUAACUUGAAGCAUUGUUAAUAAUAACAUCUAAGUCAAUUUUCAUCUAAGUCAAACAGAUUUCUGUCAACCCAAGUGAUUUGACUGAGGCAGAGUCAUAUUUGUUAGCAUUUGGGUCAUAUUGUUGAAGUGCAUGUACCUUGUAUUUAGGGGUGGUCAAACUAUUAUUUUUGUGCCUUUAUCAUGAUUAUGCAAAAGCUAUACCUUGAGUGAUAUGUAUUCCUUUUAUUUUUGUUCUCUGUUGAGCUCAUCUGUUUUGCCAAAAUUUGGAGGGCCAUCUCUUCUGUUGCUCUCCUUUCAUUUUCUUGCAUGUCAUUAUUGUUCUAUGUCAAUAUGCAGCUUUGCUUGUAAAUAUUAAGAACUUUGUAAUAUCUUAAGUUUUCUUAUGAUGUUGCAUUUUUCAUUCAAAUUCUUGCACUGAAAGUUGUAAAUAUAUAAUGUAUAUACAUGUAUAUACAUAUAUGAUUUUUUCAACUUGUAUACAUGUAAAUAUUUGAUGUCUUUUACUCUGGUAAGAUGAAAUAUUUUCGUAGAUGGGAAAUUGACAAAAGGCUGACCAUUGAAGCAAUUUUUAUACAGGUAAUUUUUAUGCACUGGCUUCAGUUUAAAGUAUAUAUUUUCCUUCAGAUUUAGGAUGUAAAAACUGGAAUAUAAUGUCUUUCAUAUUCCAGGAAUAUAUUACAACAGUAA
Molecule: messenger RNA, 3057 nt
Organism: Lytechinus variegatus (green sea urchin)
Lineage: Eukaryota; Metazoa; Echinodermata; Echinoidea; Temnopleuroida; Toxopneustidae
Product: leucine-rich repeat-containing protein 74B-like
Exons: 15
Coding region: 127-1695 (522 amino acids)
Molecular function (GO): calcium ion binding; protein binding
Source: RefSeq, a predicted model, not a curated record